AUGGCCAAGAAAAUUCCCGACUUGGAGAAGAACAUACCUGACUUGCGGAACUUCGUUCUUGUGUCGCUCGAUGACCUGUUGACCGGAACAUCAGAACACGACCUCUACGACAAAACACAUGCGGAAGGUGUUAAAGAUCCAGUCCUCAUCUGCCACACGUCCGGUUCCACAGGUGCGCCCAAGCCGAUUAUACUUCCUAAUGGAGCAUUCAACGUUAUCGACAACCAGCGCAGGCUCUCAAAGCUGGAGGGCCGGAAGAACAUGGACUAUUCCUUGUUUGAUCUACAAGGAAAAGGGUUCAUAAACACAUUUCCGGGCUUCCAUAUUGGUGGAAUUGUUGCCAUGACCGCACUUCCAAUCUGGUACGAUUCUCUUGUCGUAAUGGUGCCUUCGAAUAGGCCCGCAAAUGGAGAGAUAAUGGGUCAGAUCAUGUCUCAAAUGCCGAUUCGUGGGAUUUUCAAACCCCCAACAGUGUUCGAAGAACUACUGGACAUACCUGAAGGCCUGAAGCAGAUUCUGCGGACGGAAUCUGUUAUGUGCGUCGAAGUAUGGCGGACCAAUGACCAUUACAGACGCCACCCGGCACAUCCAAAUCUUUUUACAUUCCGAGGGCGAGGUGACGACGUGCUAGUGCUGUCCAACAGGGAGAAGUUCCAACCCGUCAUCACGGAGAGCAUAAUCCAAGGUCAUCCGAGUAUAGAAAGGGCACUUGUCGUAGGGACUGGUCGGUUUCAGCCUGCCCUCGUUAUCGAACCAAAAGUGCAUCCAGCGGAUGCAGAGGCGUUCAUUCAAGAGAUCUGGCCGAUCGUGCAAAGAGCCAACCAGGAAGCCGCAGCCCACGGUAAGAUUUUCAGAGGCAAAAUCAUAUUGACAACGCCUGAUAAGCCAUUUAUCAGAGCUGGAAAGGGCAGCGUCACCCGGCCCAAGUCCACAGCUUUGUACGCUGAUGAGAUCGAGGCGUUGUUUAGUGACUCGGUCGGGGAGAAGGAGCUCGGAGUUCUGUCGCAGGAACAGGUGCAAGAUACGGCAGCUCCCAAGGCGUCACUGGGUGCUUACGUUCGCUCGAUCCUGCCGGAUUUGCCAGAAGGCGCGGAUGGCGACAAAGACGACUUUUUUGCUCACGGGCUUGAUUCUGUCCAGACUAUCGAGCUUGCUAGUGGAUUGCGCGCUUUGUUGCAUCCGCAUCUGAACCCGUCGGAUCUGAGCACGGUAGCGGCGAAGGCGAUUUACGCCAUUUCAACUGUUGAUAGUCUUGCAGAGUACAUCAAGGGCCUACUGGGGAUGACGACGGGUACUGGUGGUGACGUGGCGACGAAGCGAGCAGCUCGCAUGAGCGCCAUGCUGGACAAGUAUAGCACAGGUCUCCCAAAGGCGAAGAAUGGUGCUAUGCAAACGAAAGGUGCUGCUCACACGAAUGGGAUCUCGCGCGCCAACGGUGUCGCUCAUAUAACUGGUACAAGCCCUAUGCUCUGCGUCGUCUUGACGGGCUCCACCGGCUCGCUAGGGACCCAGCUGCUGCAACCUCUUAUAAUUGACCCUCAAGCCUCAAAGGUGGUCUGUCUGAAUCGUGCGGACAAUGCUCUGCAGCGGACACAGGACGCAUUCGCUCAAAGGACUGUGAAGGUUGAUCUUUCCAAGGCCGAGUUCCACAAAGCGCAAUUUGCGGAUGUGAGGUUCGGUCUAUCUACUGAGGCUUAUGACACGCUGAGGGAUGAGGGGGACGUUGUUAUUCAUAAUGCUUGGACUGUCAAUUCCAAUCAAUCGCUGGAGUCUUUUGAAGAUCACAUCCGCGGCGUCCGCAACUUCAUCGACUUGAACAACUCAACCGCCAGGCGCCCUCGCAUCAUGUUCGUCUCCUCCAUCUCUUCCAUCGCCAACUAUUCCGGCUGCUACCCUAACGCCAGUUUUAUCCCUGACGAAUCACUCACCCCAACCGACUACGCCGUCGCCCUUCCCAUGGGGUACGGCGAAUCGAAACACGUCGCCGAACGUAUGCUAGCCGUCGCCGCCGAAAGGUCCGGCGUCAAAGUCGACAUACUCCGUCUCGGACAGGUCGCUGGCCCUAUCGCACCGCAUAGGCGGUGUUGGAAUAGGAACGGAUGGUUUCCAAGCUUGAUUCAAACAAGCAAGGCAUUGGGGUAUCUGCCGGAUAAGCUGAUGGAUGUCGAUUGGAUCCCUGCAGAUGUGUUGGCGAGGAUUAUUCGAGACCUGGCGCAUCAGGAUCAUGGAGGAAUUCAGACGUAUAAUCUCAUCAACCCACACAGCCGCGAUUGGAAAACCCUUGUCCCUUUCGUUCAGAGAAUGAUUGGAGGAGAAGUGGUGCCGUUGAAGGGAUGGAUUGUACGAUCGAGGGCGGUCGACGCGGAUGACAAAGCGGAGGUGGCGGGGAAGCCUGCGUUGAAGAUUCUGGAUUGGUUCGGUGAUGUCGAGGCGGGGUUGUCGGCGGGGAAGGAGGGACUUAAAUAUGCUACGGCGAAUGGGAGGGAGGCGAGUGAGACGAUGAGGGAAUUAGGGCCCGUGAGCGAGGAAUGGAUGGGGCAUUGGUCGGGGGAGUUGGGCCUCUGGGAAGGUCUAGCAUUCAUCAUGAUAACAACCCUCCCACCAAAACAAUCCACCAUGGCGGCCCUAGAUCCUACCCUUUUCCUCACAGCGGGCUCCCCCUACCACGCCGCCGUGCAGCUCAUUUACAAACUCCCCGGCAAAUACCGCCUCGUCCGCCGCACCCACCACACCCACAUCGUCCACGGCACCAACCUCGCCUACCGCGACCUCGUCUGCCCCAGCCGCGGGACCGCCGACGUCACCCUCCGCGCCGCGACGGACGACCAGUACGAAGUGGAGCUGAUGCACACCACGGCCGUCGAGCUCCGCACCUGGGACGGCCAAACGGCCACCAAGGUUGAGAAACGCGCGUUCCGGAUCACGAACGGUCAGUGGAGCCUGUGGGCGGUCCGGACGACGGACGAGGGGGUGGAUGUCGUGGCGGGGAAGCUGGCGGAUCUGACGCUGAGCGUGGCGGGGGGGCCGGAGCGGGUGGGGCCGGCGGAGGGGGACGCGGUGCAGAAGGCGGCGCUGAACGGGGGGCCGUGGCGGGAUGGGCAGGGGGUGAAUGCUGUGGCUAUGUGUGUCUGGGUUGGGAAGCAGCCGUGUUGGCAGCUGAUGCAUCAGGUUGAUCGGCAGAAGCCGGCGGCGAGUGAGGUGUGUAGUGAUGAGUUUUGGCCUGUGGUGGAGGAUGCGGGGAAUGGGUGA
This is a messenger RNA of Letharia lupina, 3249 nucleotides long. RefSeq lists its product as uncharacterized. NCBI's taxonomy places the organism in Eukaryota, Fungi, Ascomycota, Lecanoromycetes, Lecanorales, Parmeliaceae. Bases 1 to 3249 code for a protein of 1082 amino acids. The transcript has 4 exons. The record is from RefSeq and is a predicted model, not a curated record.